AUGAGAGAUUUUCGUUUGGGCGACGAGGCUUUCAUAUUUGGGAAGGUGGUAUCGAGUUCAUUCUUUCUUAGAUAUGAACUUGAAAGGGACGUACAAGCGGAAAUUGUCUUCAUGGAUUUUCAACGUCAGUAUCAGAUAGAUUUAGUCAUUUCUUGCCUACUAGGAAGAAAUAACAUAUCUAAAAUAGCUGAGAGACCUACACCUGCUUGUAGCCCAGAACUUGAGUAA
Molecule: messenger RNA, 228 nt
Organism: Sphenostylis stenocarpa
Lineage: Eukaryota; Viridiplantae; Streptophyta; Magnoliopsida; Fabales; Fabaceae
Source: the annotation of a GenBank genome assembly